This is a messenger RNA of Lachancea dasiensis, 1224 nucleotides long. NCBI's taxonomy places the organism in Eukaryota, Fungi, Ascomycota, Saccharomycetes, Saccharomycetales, Saccharomycetaceae. The record is from the annotation of a GenBank genome assembly.
AUGGAAAACUCGCCCCGAGAACCUAAGAGUUCACAAGACUCGCCGAGAUGGCCUGAUAAACGCGCAUUAAGAUCAUCACCAGAGCGCUGGCAGGCUAAUAGAGACUCGGAAAAGUCUUACCUUCCUCUUUCACCGCCGCCUACGCUUAAGAAGGAAUACUCAAAGGAGAAACUACCGGCAGUCGCGAACGUACCAAAACCAAAGAAGCUUCUGCCAGCACUACAGCAAUGUACUUCAAGGACGCGCAAACCGCGGCUGCAAUACCGGCCAGCACUCAACUCUGUCUUUGACUUAGAACUUUACAUUUCGGGAGCAAGACACUCACCGCACUGCAGUGAGAUGAACGCCCGAUUUUUGCGUUAUGCCUUGCAAUACAGCAAGCGCACGGUGGUCAUCGCUGGUGCAGGAGUAUCCACAGAUGCUGGCAUUCCAGACUUCCGAUCUGCAGAUGGACUAUUUUCGAAGUUAAAGAGUCCGGGUCUCAGCUCAGGUAAAGACCUCUUCGAUUUCAACGUGGUUUACUCAGAUGCGGCGAUGAAUCUUAAGUUCAAUUCCAUGAUAACCCAACUGCAUGCCCAGUGCCAAGAAGUCAAACCCACCCGGUUUCACCGACUGCUCAAUUCUAUAGCACAAGAAGGUAGGCUUCGUCGAUUAUACACCCAGAACAUAGAUGGCCUAGAGGACCAAACUUCACAUCUGCAGUCCAAGACGCCACUGGAACUACCGUUUCCCACGACUAUUCAAUUGCAUGGAAGUAUAAAACACAUGGCGUGCAAUAAGUGCUCUAAAAUCUACCACUUUGACCCGUUGAUUUUCAAAUGUCAAGAUGAUCGUACGGAUGUCGAGCUAGUUCCUUCCUGCCCACAGUGUACAGAGUUUGAGGCUGUGCGAGCAGUGGCUGGUAUGCGCUCACAAGGCAUUGGAAAACUGCGUCCUAGAGUUGUUCUUUACAACGAGAUUCAUCCCGAAGGUGAGAGCAUAGGAAGCGUGGUUCUGAAGGAUCUGAAAGGCAAGCCAGACUGUUUGAUAAUAGUUGGAACCACGCUUAAGAUCCCGGGAGUUCGCACCAUGUGCAAGCAGUUUGCGCGCAAGGUUCACGACUCUCGAGGGAUAGUUAUAUGGAUUAACAAUGAGCCUCCAGCCAAGACGCUUGAGGAAUUCGUGGAAUGCAUAGAUCUAGUGGUGAUUGGGGAUUGUCAAAAUGUCUCAGAAAUACUAGAAUAA